GCAGGCGCGGAGGGAGGGCCGGCCGGGCCCGGCGUCGCCAUGGGCUCCUGAGGCCUCCGCGCCCCCGCGCCGGUGCCGGCGCCGCCCGCGGGGCAGCGGGCAGGGCCCGACCCGACCCCUCCUCGCCCCACCGGGCUGGGCCGCGCCCGCCCGCCCGCUGCAUGGUCUUGGCUCCUGGGCAGCUCUUUAGCAAUCCCGACUGGAACCUCACACCAAAAGGCAACAUGAUUAUGAUGACUGAUGUUACUGCAGCCCCCAGAUUGGGGUCAGCUGCCACCACUCCAGCUGUGGCUCCUAACUUCUCUUGGAUGCCAGAGGAUGGCAGCCCCACGGCUGUGGAGCAGCCAAUAUUCCUCAUGACCACUGCUGCUCAGGCUAUCUCAGGUUUCUUUGUAUGGACAGCUUUGCUCAUCACCUGCCAUCAGAUCUACAUGCAUCUGCGCUGCUACAGCUGCCCAAACGAACAGCGCUACAUCGUUCGGAUCCUCUUCAUCGUGCCCAUUUAUGCCUUUGACUCAUGGCUCAGUCUCCUGUUCUUCACCAAUGACCAGUACUAUGUUUACUUUGGCACAGUGCGGGACUGCUAUGAAGCCUUUGUAAUAUACAACUUUCUCAGCCUCUGCUAUGAGUACUUGGGAGGGGAGAGCUCCAUCAUGUCUGAGAUCAGAGGGAAACCAAUUGAGUCCAGCUGUGUGUAUGGGACUUGCUGCCUGUGGGGAAAGACAUAUUCAAUUGGAUUCCUGAGAUUCUGCAAACAGGCUACCCUGCAGUUCUGUGUGGUGAAGCCCCUUAUGGCGAUCAGCACAGUCAUCCUUCAGGCCUUCGGCAAGUACCAGGAUGGUGACUUUGAUGUAACCAGUGGCUACCUCUAUGUGACGAUCAUCUACAACAUCUCUGUCAGCCUGGCACUGUAUGCCCUCUUCCUUUUCUACUUUGCCACACGUGAGCUGCUCAGUCCCUAUAGCCCAGUCCUCAAGUUCUUCAUGGUGAAGUCUGUCAUCUUCCUGUCCUUCUGGCAAGGUAUGCUGUUGGCCAUUUUGGAAAAGUGUGGUGCCAUCCCCAAAAUCCACUCUGCUAAUGUGUCUGUGGGUGAAGGCACAGUAGCUGCUGGCUAUCAAGACUUCAUCAUUUGUGUGGAGAUGUUCUUUGCAGCCAUUGCCCUGCGCCAUGCCUUCACAUACAAGGUGUAUGUGGACAAGAGAAUUGAUGCCCAAGGUCGCUGCGCUCCCAUGAAGAGCAUCUCCAGCAGCCUCAAGGAGACCAUGAAUCCCCAUGACAUUGUCCAAGAUGCCAUCCACAACUUCUCUCCAGCCUACCAGCAGUAUACCCAGCAGUCCACACUGGAGCACGGUCCCCCCUGGCGCAAUGGCAGCCACGUGAUCUCGCGCUCCCACAGCUGCUCCGGUGCCCGUGACAACGAGAAGACCCUCUUGCUGAGCUCCGAUGAUGAAUUCUAGGAGGGGAAACUGCCAGCACAUGCUGUCAUUUUCCUUCUAUUUUUUUUUUUUUUUAAAUAAUUUAUUAAUGCAGAAACACAAAAGUCAUAUCACUUCCUAGAGAGUAAAGAUUGCAGAAGUGGGCACUUCCCAUUAGCUUUUGUGGGUAUGGACGUGAUGAGGAAUGCAGAGGUGGCAGAAUGGCCAGGACUUCGUGCUCGAGCCCAUUCCUUACAGCAGCAAUCAAAUUGAAUUGAUUCAAGCAAAGCUCCAGGGUCUGGGGCUCUGGCUUCCCACACCUGCCCAGCUUGGUGUGGGGUGUGACUGGCUGGAGCCUAGAGUUGUAACCAAAAAUGUUUUUGGUUUUUUUCUAGCAGGACAACCUGACUGCUUUCUAUUUCUUUUCCUGAAAGGUUGAUGUAGGCACAGUUUUCUCCCCAACUCCCUGGUACUAACAUCUCUGCGAUCCUUGGGAAAUAGGAUGGGGAUGCAGCCAUAAGUGUUCCUGAGGACCAGACCUGAGACUGGUCUUUCUAUAUAGCCAUUGCCUUUAGUGCUAAGUAAGGAACAUCUGUCCCCACCUUCCUGAGCACCUGGUUAUGAGUCCUUGAGUCACUUGAGGGAGUGAAGGGGAAAAGAACAGCUCCCUGCAUCCCCAAUUGCUAUAAAAGCUUGUUGAAGCUUAGUGGGGAUGGAACUGCUUUUUCACAAGGGUGGAGUUUUUUAAUCACCAGGUGUCCAAGCUUCUCAUCUUCCUGGCGUUCCUGUGGCAGGAAGCCUCCCUGGAGCAUCUGUCUCCUACUAACAAGACUGAGGACUGGCUAUGAUAGAUGGUGGAAAUUUGUAGAGCUCUGACCCCUUCACCCCUCUUUGGGAAGGGAAGAUAUGUAAACACAAAACCAGUUUUUCUUCUUAUUUCCUGUCCCCCAGCAUCACAUCUGUCCCUGUUAGAGGUAGCUGCCAGAGCAGAUCCUGGUCUCUCACAGGUGUAGCUCUCCCCAUGCUCAUCAUCACUGACUUUCCCCAAGCUACACAAGUUUCACCCUUAGGCAAGAAUAUUCAGGAAGGAAUGUUGCACACUCCUUUGUUUUUUUAUCUCUGUAGCUGUUCUGGGGCAGGCUGAAGCAGACUUGAAACCUGACAUGACCUGGCUGGUCAGAUUUGUCGCUUUUAUUUUCUCAGGCAGCAAUUGCUGCUGCUGCUGCUGCUGCACAUUUCACAGGCUCUGCUGCACCUGCAGUGCUAUCAAGGGUGGAACCAGCAUUUAUGGAAGUGGGAGAAGCUUCCCCUUGCUUCUCUUGGGUUUUGGAUGAACCCGUGCGUACUUAGUGAAGCCAAAAUGAAAAUGAUUCCUCUGUAGAUCUAUCCAGAGACUAGGAAAUACCUCUUGCUUGCUUAAAAUUAUCUAGGAGAGAAGUGGGUAGCACACUCAAGUGCUACAGCUCAGAUACUCCUACCUGCAAGCAGGAAGCAAAAUUGAGAGUGGAGCAAGCUACUGUGUUCAGCUGUAGUUUCUCUGUUCCUCUCCUGCUUCACACCUCCCCCUGCCAAGAGCAGACCUGUGUGAUUCUGGAUUGUUCCUUGCUGUUCUGCUAGGAGAACUGGAGUCUGGUUUGCUGCCUGGAGUUUACCUUUCCAUUUGUUUCCUAAUCCAUCUGCUUGUUCACUCAGUGUCUCAGAAGCAACAGUGAGUGAAGAGCACCUCAUUUUUUCAGCACCUCUGCCCAAGCUGGGCAAAAGGGCUUGAAGAGAGGCAGGUUUGCUCCCUGCUGAGGAUGAGAUAGGGAAAAGAUUAAGAAUAGUGCCUCCUCCUGUACUGAUGUUUCUGGGGGAUGGUGAAGCAUGUGAGAGCAACGGUACUGCUGAGGGAGCUGGAGGCAGGGUCAGUGUAUCCAGCAGCUUCUCUGCUGCUUGAUUUUCCCAUUCACACACAUCCUGCAGUGCCAUGCAGUUGGUAACUAAUUUUCCUGAGUUUGUGACUGCUUAAUUAAACAUGCAAACACACUUUGCCAGGCUUUGUGUGGGCUUGGUGUGUAAUGGUUUCAAGUAUAACUCUUUUGCACCAGCUGCCUUUGGAGGAGCCUGGUGAGCUAGUACCCAAAAAGCCAGCUGCCCUACUUUAUAAUUUUUUAUAUAUAUAUAUGUUUUUUAAUACCACACGAAAUCAUCCAUGACUAAGCUUCCUGCUCUCCCUCAUGACCAGCAAGGACCAGAGCAAGCACUGGCUCUGAAGCUGCUUUGUGUUGGAGGAACAAAUAUGAGAUGCAGAGCUUGAGACCAAGAAGGCCAAGGCAUCCAUGGUCUUGUAGGUCUGCUCAUGGUAGCCCAGGACCCAAGAAAUGUGCCAGUUCCAGGAGUAGACCCAUGGAGCUGCUCUCCCUUACCUGCUUCCCAUUUUCCUUCCUUCUUUCCUUCCUUCCUUUUUUGUUUACCAUGUAACAUACCCAUGGGAUUUGUUUAUUAUUUUUCCAUAUAGAGUAGUUCUUUGUAUAUAAAUGACUGAAAAAAAGUAUGAUAAAUAAGACAGAGUCACCUAGUUUUGUACCUAUUGUGUUUAACUGAUGUGAGCUCAGUGAUAAGCCACUCUCUAUUUUGGUCUUUGUGACAUUAUACUCUGCAGAAAUGAGCAAAUAUGAUGACAAAUAAAAAAAAUAUAGAGAUAAUAUAGAUUGUA
This is a messenger RNA of Oenanthe melanoleuca, 4110 nucleotides long. It is a transcript of the gene TMEM184B, whose product is annotated as transmembrane protein 184B. The transcript is spliced from 9 exons. Gene Ontology annotation, molecular function: transporter activity. The record is from RefSeq and is a predicted model, not a curated record. The coding region runs from base 162 to 1457 and encodes 431 amino acids. Gene Ontology annotation, biological process: transport. NCBI's taxonomy places the organism in Eukaryota, Metazoa, Chordata, Aves, Passeriformes, Muscicapidae.